Messenger RNA from Penaeus chinensis, 1626 nucleotides. Its product is annotated as macrophage mannose receptor 1-like. NCBI's taxonomy places the organism in Eukaryota, Metazoa, Arthropoda, Malacostraca, Decapoda, Penaeidae. The coding region runs from base 145 to 1212 and encodes 355 amino acids. The record is from RefSeq and is a predicted model, not a curated record. The transcript is spliced from 6 exons.
AAUAAGUAAGUGAAAGAAGUAAUCAAGUAAAUAAGAAAAUAAAUAAAUGGAUAAGUAGGACUAGACGGAUAUAUACUUCAUGUUUUUUACAUUCAAUGUUUUUUUUUUCUUUCUCUCUGUCUGUCCCCAGAUAAUAUUCCCAAGAUGCUGUUAUAUCUCUCUUUGCUUUUUACCGGUUCUCUGUUCGUAGUGCAAGCAGAUAGCCGAGUUACCUGGAAUGGAACCGAGUUGGAAGCGAACACUGACUCCUACCAUCAUGGAAUCGAACCAAGCUGGAGGCAAACCAACUGGACUCUGGAUUCGGAAGUUUGUCCCGGAGGCUAUUCCCUAGUGGGCGACAAAUGCCUCAUGUUUGUGACCUUUAUUACUCAACCAUUUGGGGAAGCGAGGCAGUUCUGCCAUGCAGCCCAAGGGGAACUGGCUGCCAUCACCACGGCCACGGACUUCAAGACUUUAGUCGAUUACAUGCAUGCCAACGAUUUCACCAGCGGAGAUUUCUGGCUAGACGGAACCGACGAAGCAGAAGAGGGCGUUUGGGUGACGUCGUCAGGAGAAGUCAUGCCCUUAGGAACCCCCUUCUGGGCCGCAUUUGGAACCAGCCAGCAACCAGAUAAUGGCAGUGGAAAUGAAAACUGUCUAUCCCUUCCAUCGGUUUGGUUUUUCUACAUGAGUGACAACCCUUGUUCUGCUCUGAAACACUUCAUAUGCGAAGCGACCAUACCGCCGCAGAAAAAGGCCGCAAGCGCAGCGCUGGCUCCCCUCGGCCCGUCGGCGGUGGGCGGCCGCGUCGAGUGCCCCAUCCUCUUCGUGGAGGUGGGAGGCCUGUGCAUGAUGUUCAUCACGUGGGAGAAGGAAACCUGGGAGAACGCUCGGCAGGCGUGUGCGGGAGCCUCUAGUGAGCUCUUGGCCAUCACCGACGUCGAAGUGUUGCGAGCUCUGUAUCUCUACAUUCAUCAAGAUAAUUUAUCAGGCCACGCCUUCUGGCUUGGAGGAUCCGAUUUAGCGAGUGAAGGAACAUGGGUUUACACCACAGGGGAGCCUGUGCCCAUGGGCACCCCUUUCUGGGGUCUUUAUGAAAUGACUGCUCCGAUCCAGGAACCCAACGGAGGAACCGGCCAGAACUGCCUCGCGAUCACUGGCCAUGGUCAUUACAAUUUCAGGGACUACUCGUGUAUUUCUCAUUUUAACCCACUGUGUGUCUAUACUGGAUAAGCAAAUGACACGGGAAACGCAAACAAAACAUAGAAUGAAAUUUACAAAAUAGCAAUUCCUAUCCCUUUUACUUUUGUCUCGUAAGCAUUCCUUAGGUACAUUUUCAAAAGUUAGUAAUAUGAGGUGCAUUUAAAUAAUACAGCCUUGGGUCCUGCUCCAUUUACAUCACAGUCUCCUGUUUUGUUUAUGUCACUUUUCCUUAUUUUCUUUUUAGUUCUAGUCCACAGACAUUCUCACUCUUACUUUUAUUCAUACACACAUAAACCAAAUUAGUGUUACAUGUAAUAACAUUCCCUAAGUUAUGUCUUUCAGUCAGCAGUAAAAGUAAAUAAAUUAAUAAAAAUGUAAAAUAAGUUAAUAAAACUGUAGCUAUUGUAUACUUCAUUCAAGCAUUUAAUAAAUUUGUCCCUCAUU